Messenger RNA from Sycon ciliatum, 1728 nucleotides. RefSeq lists its product as uncharacterized. Bases 66 to 1328 code for a protein of 420 amino acids. The transcript is spliced from 3 exons. NCBI's taxonomy places the organism in Eukaryota, Metazoa, Porifera, Calcarea, Leucosolenida, Sycettidae. The record is from RefSeq and is a predicted model, not a curated record.
CAACAAUAUUGUAUCAUGAUAUAGGUCCGGCAUCUGUUGAAAAGAAUACACAAUAUUACUCAGCUAUGGCGGAAGUGAGGGGGAUGUCAUCAACCGAAACAACUUCGAAUCCUUCAGCGUUAAUGGGUGCACCUGCGUACGAAGAGAUGGCUCCAAUAGGCAAGAAAGAGGAACAGAAUACAUCACAAGUUGCUGCUUCAGUGUCUCCAGCAUUAGUGGGCGCAUAUGUGUACGAGGAGAUGGCUCCAUUGGGAAAGAAGGAGGAACAGAAUGCCGUUGAUGCUGCAGUGUCUCCAGCGUUAAUGGGUGCAUCCAUGUACGAAGAGAUGGCUCCAUUAGGCAAAAAGGAGGAACAGAAUAAAUCACAAGUUGCUGCUUCAGUGUCUCCAGCAUUAGUGGGCACAUAUGUGUACGAGGAGAUGGCUCCAUUGGGAAAGGAGGAACAGAAUGCCAUUGAUGCUGCAGUGUCUUCAGCGUUAAUGGGUGCAUCCUUAUACGAAGAGAUGGCUCCAUUAGGCAAGAAGGAGGAACAGGAUACAUCUCAAAUUGCUGCUCCAACGUCUACCAAUAUGUACCAACCACUGGAUCCUGCUGGCGCGACAGAGCAAUACCAAAGUAUAACUGCUGCCCAGGCUGGGAGAGUACCUACUGAGAGCAUGACGUCACCCAAGCAUACAUCCAUGGAUAAAGAGGCAGCACCAGCAAGCAAGAUAGAGCAAUACGAAACACUCACUCUUGACGUUCAACGGAAGAACAUGGAGAACAGGACACCAAACUCUACACCAAUGCCAGCAAAUACUACCAGCGUCUACCAGACAGUAGGAGAUGGAAGUCAGAAGGAGCAAUACCAAUCACCCAUCUCUGAUGUACGCCGGUCAGUAAAAGACAGUGCCUCCAGCAGUGCACCUACAGCAUCGGCUCUUGGCCAGGACGUGAAUGUAAUGAACAAACAGGGACGAUACCGAUCGCGAGGUGCUUCUGGCCGCUUACCAAGAGCCACACAGUCAAAGCAAGUGUCUGGACAAGCCCAGAGAAGCAAGUUGACGCAAGAUACUCGAGAUGUUAGGACAGUGUCCCUUUCCUCUGCAACUAACCAGCCACCCAACAGGGGAUCCAAUGCCUCACCAGCAAACGCUCGAAGCGCUGUCUAUCAAGCUCUAGGAACAGAACACCUUUAUGAAUCGACUACAGUUCCCAAGCCCAGCAACACAAUGCAGGAAGUUGGCCUUGCAGCAGAGCCCACAGGCGAUUACCAAGCAAUACUGGCAGCAUACGUGCAAACGUCUGAGUACGAGCAGCCACGGACGCACGAGAAAUCACCAUCAUGAAUACAGUGUGUCAUCAUCCUGUCGGUGGCAAUGAAUGAACUAUUGGCAUGAGCUGUGUAUGAUACACACACACACACUGGCAAGCUCAUAUCCAGUUCGUGAUUUUUAAUGUCUGCAUAUGGCAAAGCUGGAUGCACCACAGUUCUAUUGAUGAAGAAGUGUAGGGAUAGUGCUACAAGUACAACAGACGUUUUGAUAGAACACAAUUUUACUUUGGUGUGAACUGAAACUGGCUUCUUCAUCGCGCUCAUAUCGACCAGAAUAUAGAGAUAUGGAGAUGUGGAGAUUGCUUGUACGCGAGUGCUACACUUCUCUGUGGUACAAUUUUUAACUAUGCUAGUAGUCAUUCCGAAGUAGCGACUUCGGCUGUGAUAGAGGACGAAGUCGCUGGUUGAUCCUA